This is a messenger RNA of Lycium barbarum (goji berry), 1329 nucleotides long. Its product is annotated as actin-66-like. The record is from RefSeq and is a predicted model, not a curated record. The transcript has 4 exons. Bases 163 to 1329 code for a protein of 388 amino acids. Lineage: Eukaryota; Viridiplantae; Streptophyta; Magnoliopsida; Solanales; Solanaceae.
AUGAAAAUCUAUCUCACCUUGAGCUUGAAGUCAGAUCAUAAAGGAAGAAAUUUCUCAGACUCAGCUGCUUUUGUGAACAUUUUUCAGUUUGACUCUGCAUUUUUACAUGUGAUGUAUCACCUAAAUUAUACUUUCAAAAUAAGUAUUUGAAGUCCUUACCAGAUGGAUAAUGGGAAGGAUAUUCAACCACUUGUUAUCCACAAUGGAACUGGAUGGUCCAUGGUUGGUGGUUGGCUUUGCUGGCCUGGUGAUGAUGCUCCAAGGACUGUUUUCCAAACUAUAGUUGGUCGUCCUCGUCACACUGACUUCAUGGUUGGAAUGGGACAAAAAGAUGCCUAUGUUGGUGAUGAAGCUCAGUCUGAAAGAGGCAUUUUGACGUUGAGAUAUCCCAUUGAACAUGGCAUAGUAAGAAACUGGGAUGAUAUGGAGACAAUGUGGCAUCACACAUUUUGCAAUGAACUCCGAGUUGCUCCAGAGGAGCAUCCCAUUCUUCUGACUGAAGCGCCACUUAACCCCAAAGCAAACCGAGAAAAAAUGACCGAAAUCAUGUUUGAGACAUUCAAUGUUCCAGCCAUGUAUCUUGCAAUCCAGGCCAUUCUUUCUCUUUUUACUAAUGCUCGUACAACUGGUAUUGUGCUUGAUGCCAGUGACGGUGUGACCCACACUUUCCCCAUCUAUGGGGGGCAUGCACUUCCGAAUGCUAUCUCACAGUUAGUUCUUGGUGGUCGUGAUCUUUUAGAGUAUCUCAUGAAGAUUGUCUUCGAGGGUGGUUGUUUGAGUUCUACACAUGCUUAUGAAAGAUAUAUGUUUCGUCAUAUGAAGGAGAAUAUUGCUUAUGUUGCACUGGAUUUUGAACAGGAGAUUGAGAAGGCAAAAACCUUCCCAAAAUCAUUUGAGAAGGGCCACGAGCUUCCUGAUGGAGAAGUGAUUAAUAUUGGGGCUGAGUGGUUCCAUUGCCCUGAAGUCCUAUUCCAGCCAUCAUUGGUUGGAAUGGAAGUGACUGGAAUCCACGUAAAAGCCUACAACUCAAUCAUGAGAUGCGAUGUUGAUACUAGGAAAGAUUUAUUCGCAAACAUUGUUCUUACUGGUGGCUCAACAAUGUUUCGUAUGAGCAAGGAAAUCACUGCUCUUGCUCCAAGCAGCACAAAGAUCGAGGUGAUUGCACCACCUGAGAGGAAGUACAACACAUGGAUAGGAGGAUCAAUUCUAGCUUCCCUCAGUACUUUCAAGAAUAUGGUCAAAUGGAUUCGACCUCCACUCUUGUUUGUCAAACUAAACAGUAAUGGAUCAUUUAUUCAUGGAUCUUGUGGUGGAGCAGGUGUAACUUGA